AUGCCCGAUACAGACGGCACGGAUGGCGACAUGCUGCGUGAGCUGCCGGACCUGCAGCACUAUGCGCCUCUGCGCGGCGCCUCCGACUACCAUCCGCUGCACACGUUCGACCUGCCCAAGGGCGCCGACCGACACUAUGCACAGCAGUUUGCCGACAUGUACUUCCUGCGCCUGGCCCACCUCAAGGCGCAGGUCAAGGCGCGGGCACAGGACGCAUGGCACGACUUCGAGCUGGGUGGCGCCAAAGCCCAGUUCGUCGAGCGCGUCCUCGAUGUGCGCCAGAGCGAGCUCUGCUGGGUCGUGGGCACCGUCUUCAUGGACCUGGCCAUGAAGCCCAACGUCCUUGACGACAUUACCAAAGAGCAUUGGAUCGCCGCGCCCCCAAAGCGCACCACCUACCUCGAGCCCGCCAAGCCCGCCGACAUGAUGCUCGAGGACGAGUCUGGUCGUCUGCGCGUCACAGGCGAUCCGCUGCGCGCCCACUUCGUCACGGGAUGUGUUCUCGCAGCACUUGGCACUGAACAGGCAGACGGCACCUUCCAAGUCAUUGCCACGCAGUUCGUCGACCUGCCACGCCAGCCCCAGCGCUGGGAGCGCCAAGACGCAACCCUCGCGCACACCAAAGAGCCCACCCCCAAGAGAGAAAAGCCCGGCAAGAUUGCCAUCGUGUCGGGCUUGGAUCUCACGGGCGACGACCCCGAGAACCUUUCCCUGCAGCUGCUCGUCGAGUUUCUGACGGGCCAAGCAUCCGGUCCGCUCGACCAAGACAAAGCCGCCAACAUCACCAGACUGAUCAUCGCGGGCGACUCACUGCGCCGCGCCUCGCCCAUUCUCUCGCGCGACGAGUUCGCUGCCAAAAAGGCUGCAUCAAAACACUAUGGUUACGAUGCCUCCACCUACGACCCCAUACCUACCGGGCGUCUCGACAUCUUUCUUACCCAAAUUCUACCGUCCAUACCCAUCACCCUGCUCCCCGGCGCAUCCGAUCCCUCCAAUGUCGCUCUACCUCAGCAGCCCCUUCAUCCUGCCCUGUUUCCUCGCUCACGGCAUUAUGCUGAACCACCCGCGAGCGGUCUUGACACACUGCACGGCCUGGACAUGGUAACCAAUCCCUGGGAGGGCGAUGUUGAAGGCUACCGUAUUCUGGGCACUAGCGGGCAAAACGUCGCCGACUUGUUCAAGUACGUCGAGAAGGUCAAAACAGUGCAGAUCAUGGAGAUGAUGCUGCGAUGGCGUUGUAUAGCUCCCACGGCACCAGAUACCCUGUGGUGCUACCCAUUCCAAGACGACGAUCCAUUCCUAGUCAAGGAGUGUCCGCACUUGUAUUUCGUGGGCUGUCAGAAGAAAUUCGGGAAGCGGAUCAUUGAGGGACCCGCGGGACAAAAGGUUCUCGUUGUUAGUGUACCUAGGUUCAGCAAAAGAAAGCAAGUGGUCUUGGUGGAUCUGGAUUCUUGGGAAGUGGAAGUUGUGAAACUUGGCAUUGCAGAGCCCUUAGCAUAG
This is a messenger RNA of Parastagonospora nodorum SN15, 1500 nucleotides long. RefSeq lists its product as hypothetical. Gene Ontology annotation, cellular component: delta DNA polymerase complex. Lineage: Eukaryota; Fungi; Ascomycota; Dothideomycetes; Pleosporales; Phaeosphaeriaceae. The record is from RefSeq and is a predicted model, not a curated record. Gene Ontology annotation, molecular function: DNA binding. Bases 1 to 1500 code for a protein of 499 amino acids. The transcript is spliced from 2 exons. Gene Ontology annotation, biological process: DNA strand elongation involved in DNA replication; DNA replication.